Paramuricea clavata is the source of this 263-nucleotide messenger RNA. The record is from the annotation of a GenBank genome assembly. Lineage: Eukaryota; Metazoa; Cnidaria; Anthozoa; Malacalcyonacea; Plexauridae.
AUGUCUCAUGCCGCCUUUGUUUAUCUGGACGAUGGGAUCCCGGGGCAUAAACAGCGCUUAGAUGCUGUCGCUGCUAGUAUAAUUCACAAGAACGAUCUAACUUUAUCCGGUUUGGUCGCCAAUGAUGAGAAGUGUCAUUGGGAACCAAUGCAGGUUGGGGAAUGGCUUGGCCUUAUCAUUAAUACCAUUAAUUUUCAUUUUGAAAUUCCGCCUCGCAAGAUAGAGAAAGCUAAGAAAAAUAUGGAGUCUGUUUUGUCCUCAAA